This is a messenger RNA of Musa acuminata subsp. malaccensis (wild Malaysian banana), 1683 nucleotides long. Lineage: Eukaryota; Viridiplantae; Streptophyta; Magnoliopsida; Zingiberales; Musaceae. The record is from RefSeq and is a predicted model, not a curated record.
AUGGAAGGAUUUGAGCCUAAGGUUCAGAGUGACCGGGAGAAUGGGAACUUCUCGGCUGGUUGCACCAGAAAGAAGGCAUUGAGGUGUGGUGAUGGAGAUGGAUUUCUGAGAGUUGAAGGCAUGAAAUUGCCAGACCAUGUUGUGUUUCUUAGGAACAGAAACAUCGGAGACUGCGGAACUGCAUGCCUAACCAAUUGUUCCUGUACGGCUUAUGCUUAUUCUGACGUGACAAUGGGAAACGAAACGAUCUCAGGGUGCUUGAUUUGGGUGGGAGAGUUGAUAGAUACUGAGAUGACAGCAACAUCAGGCAGCAAGACGAAGACUAGGAGGAUAGUAAUUAUAGCAUCUCUUUCUGCGAUUAUCGUUUGUUUGGCUUGCAUCUUUAUCUUAUGGAAGUUCAGUGAGGUAUUUGGUGUAUUCAAGGAUCAAAAGAAAGGAAAACUACUAUGUGAUCUGAGCUCAAGUACAGACUUUGCAAACAACAUCUCUGGCUCGAACGAAUUCAUUGAAGGGCAGCCUCAUCAAGGUCCAGAACUUCCGCUAAUUGGUUUUGAGAACAUACUCUGUGCCACAAACAAUUUCUCCGAGUCAAAUAAGCUGGGAAAAGGAGGUUUUGGCAUAGUUUACAAGGGAAACCUACCGGGAGGAAAAGAGAUUGCUGUUAAAAGACUCUUGAGAGGAUCUAGGCAAGGUUUGUCGGAGUUCAAAAAUGAGGUCAUUUUGAUUGCCAAGUUACAGCACAGGAAUUUAGUCAAGCUUCUUGCUUACUGUAUCCAUGGGGAAGAGAAACUACUGGUCUACGAGUACAUGCCCAACAAAAGCUUGGAUUUCCUCCUCUUUGAUCCAACCCAGAAAACAGAGCUUGACUGGGGGAAGCGAUUCAACAUAAUCAAGGGGAUCGCUCGAGCGCUUCUCUAUCUUCACCAGGAUUCGAGGCUACGGAUAAUUCACCGGGAUCUUAAAGCCAGCAACGUUCUGCUCGACGAAGAGAUGAACCCCAAGGUGUCUGAUUUCGGCCUGGCAAAGAUUUUUGGCGUCAACCAGGACGAAGCCAACACCGACAGAGUCGUCGGAACAUAUGGCUACAUGUCUCCCGAGUACGCAAUGGAAGGGCUCUUCUCCGUGAAGUCGGAUGUCUACAGCUACGGCGUGCUGCUGUUGGAGAUCGUGAGCGGCUUCCGGAACAGCAGCUUUCCCCUCGCCAUGGACUCCCCUAAUCUCCUGGCUUACGCAUGGCAACUGUGGAACGAAGGCAACGCAGAGGAUUACGUCGACCCAUCGAUUGCCGGCUCAUGCGCUCGGGCGGAGGUGGUGCGAAGCAUCCAUGUCGGCCUGCUGUGCGUGCAAGACAGCCCCAGUGAUCGGCCAGCCAUGUCUUCAGUUGUUUUCAUGCUGGAAAACGAAGAAGCCACAAUCUCUGCUGCACCCAAACAGCCAACGUUUACGGUCCGAAGAAACCAGAAUCCGCACAGAGGAGGUGAUUCACGGGAUGACAAUAUUGAGAUGUGUUCUUACAACAACGUGACCAUCACAACGACGGAAGGACGCUAGAGACGGAUCUCAAAUGUGAUCUCGAGAUGUACAUGGCAGGACAUGGAACAUCAAGAUUCGACUUGUUGGUUGCAUGUUAAAGAUUUUUAUGUCUACAAAGGAUUUGUCGAUAGUUGAAAUAUUUUUUGUUCA